Guyanagaster necrorhizus is the source of this 2487-nucleotide messenger RNA. RefSeq names its product Oligoxyloglucan reducing end-specific cellobiohydrolase. The record is from RefSeq and is a predicted model, not a curated record. Bases 1 to 2487 code for a protein of 828 amino acids. The transcript is spliced from 20 exons. Lineage: Eukaryota; Fungi; Basidiomycota; Agaricomycetes; Agaricales; Physalacriaceae. Gene Ontology annotation, cellular component: extracellular region. Gene Ontology annotation, molecular function: cellulose binding; protein binding. Gene Ontology annotation, biological process: xyloglucan metabolic process.
AUGCUUGACCUCAGGGCAUUUUCUUUAUUUAUCGCAACCGCGUUCUUCGCUUCCCCAGCUCUCUCAGCAUCUUCGCAAGCUUACAAUUGGCAGAAUGUCAAAAUUGGCGGUGGUGGUGGCUUUGUCCCUGGCAUUGUCUUCAACCCGUCUGAGAAGGGCUUAGCCUAUGCUCGAACCGACAUUGGAGGGGCAUAUAAGCUCAACUCUGAUGAUACCUGGACUCCCCUGCUGGACUUUGUGGACGACGCAAGAUGGGACUACUGGGGUGUUGAUGCCCUGGCUACAGAUCCCGUUGAGACUAAUCGCCUUUAUCUGGCGACUGGAAUGUAUACCAACUCCUGGGAUCCCAACAACGGCCAUAUACUAAUAUCGACUGAUUAUGGAUCGACUUUCACGGCCUCUAGUCUUCCGUUCAAAGUCGGCGGAAAUAUGCCUGGCCGCGGAAUGGGGGAGCGUCUGGUUGUUGACCCAAACAACAACGCCAUUCUUUUCUUCGGCGCGAGAAGCGGAAAUGGGCUAUAUAAAUCUACUAAUUACGGCUCUACUUGGUCUAAAGUUAGUAGUCUGCCUAGUGCAGGGACCUAUGUCCCUGACCCUACCGACACUACCGGCUACAACUCUGAUAUAAUAGGUAUUUCUUGGGUUACCUUCGAUUCGACGUCAGGAUCUUCUGGUUUCGCUACCCCGCGGAUCUUUGUGGGCGUCGCGAAUCAAGGUUCCAGCAACAUUUUUGUCUCUGAAAAUGGUGGAAGCACCUGGUCUGCCGUGGCUGGACAAAAUACUACCUAUAUUCCUCACAAGGGCGUUCUCUCACCGGACGAACAUGUCCUUUACAUCAGUUAUAGCAAUGGUGCGGGCCCAUAUGAUGGUACUCUUGGGAGCGUUUACAAGUACAACAUCUCCGCUUCCACUUGGACAGAUAUAACGCCUGUCUCAGGGUCAGACUUAUAUUUUGGAUUCGGUGGUCUUAGCGUCGACCUUCAAAAACCUGGUACCCUUAUGGUCGCAGCGCUGAAUUCGUGGUGGCCGGACGGGCAGAUUUAUCGGUCAACGGAUAGUGGGGCGACUUGGUCCCCUUUCUGGGCAUGGAAUGGGUAUCCGAACAUUGACAAGUACUACACCUAUUCCGACAGUCUUGCCCCAUGGCUUGGGCCUAAUUAUGUGGACACCGUUCUCGGUGACCUGCAGAUUGGGUGGAUGAUGGAAUCUCUCAGCAUUGACCCGUUCGAUUCUGAUCAUUUCCUGUACGGUACUGGCGCGACCAUAUAUGGUAGUCACGAUUUGACCAAGUGGGAUACUACCCACAACAUUACUCUCGAGUCAUUAGCAGACCGUAUCGAAGAGACGUCUGUCCAAGGACUGAUUUCACCACCGAGUGGCCCUCACUUACUGUCUGCUGUCGGAGACAUUGAGGGCUUCGUUCAUAAUAACUUGAAUGUAGCACCGAGCAACUAUUACACAAAUCCGACAUGGACCACGACCGCUGACAUUGAUUAUGCCGGUAAUAACCCCACUAAUAUUGUCCGCAUCGGUACGGGUCUUCGUAGCACUACGGGCAAGCAGGUUGCCAUCUCGACCGAUUCUGGCGCCACCUGGUCUCAGGAUUAUGGUGCUGCCGACAAUGUAUCAGGCGGUAAAGUAGCAUUUUCCGCGGACGGCGAUACCGUUCUCUGGCGUACGAGUUCAAACGGUGUCCAAGUCUCCCAGUAUACGAACAAUUUUACCGCGGUGUCCUCUCUUCCGUCGACCGCUGUAAUAGCGUCGGACAAGCUGAACAACUCUAUAUUCUACGGGGCUGCUUCUUCGUCUUUCUAUCUAUCAACUGACGGCGGCAAGACUUUCUCAGCAAAGGGAUCUUUAGGCUCCUCUACCUCCCCAGUAAAGAUUGCCGUCAACCCCAAUGUUACGGGCGAUGUGUGGGUCUCCACCGACAGUGGACUAUUUCAUUCUUCCAACCUGGGAUCAUCAUUUUCUGCGAUUUCCGGUAUAUCACAAGCAUGGGCAAUUGCUCUGGGCGCUCCAGCUUCUACUGGUGGCUAUCCUGCUGUGUUCGCUGCUGCCAACUAUGGAGGAAUUGGGUAUUUCAGGUCCGACGACGCCGGUGUAAGCUGGGUACAAAUCAACGAUGCUAGUCAUGGGUUUGGUUCUACCUCAGCGAAUUGUCUUGCAGCUGAUCCUCGUAUUUACGGACGAGUGUACAUCGGCACAAAUGGUCGGGGGAUAUUCUAUGGCGAUGCAUCCGGCACUGUUUCCUCUCCGACAGCUACGGCAUCCACCACGACGGCUAUUUCAACGUCGACGACUGCCACAAAACCAGUUACUACAGCAAGUACAAGUACAACAUCAGCCAGUACUCCAACGACGACGUCAGUCUCUGGGGUUUAUGAGGAGUGUGGUGGUAUUUAUUGGACAGGUCCUACUGCGUGUAUUUCAGGUUAUACUUGCACAUAUAUCAACGACUACUAUUCACAAUGCCUUCCUUCAUGA